Paramecium sonneborni is the source of this 367-nucleotide messenger RNA. The record is from the annotation of a GenBank genome assembly. NCBI's taxonomy places the organism in Eukaryota, Ciliophora, Oligohymenophorea, Peniculida, Parameciidae.
AAUAAAUGUAAGAAAAUCCAGUCAAAACAAUAGAUAAGAUAAUAAAGAUGGAAUUUUAAUGAAUAUAAAGUUGUUUAAAAUAGAGAAGUAAAAGAUAUAAUGUAUAGCAGCUAUAUCAUUUUCUGAUUUAAUUAAUGAAGCAUCUUUUAAAGGGAUCUAUUUAUGGAUAAUUUGGAGAGAAGGAUGAAAUGAAAGUAUUUUUUAAAUUUCUGAUGAUGUUAAGAGAUAAGUAGAAGUAGUAGAAUAGAAUGGAGAAAGGAAUGUGAAAGUUAAGUAAGUAAUAAAUUAAUAAUAGAAUUUAACCAGAUGAUGUUGAAGUAUAUAAUACUGAGAUAAUAUUAUAGGCUUUAGAGGAAAGAGUGAUGUG